AUGCAAGAGAACAUUUGUGUGGGCUGCACCAAUGAGUUGAACCUGAAGGAUGAGCUGCUGCAGUUCUACAACGCAGCAGAGGAGAGUGAGGACGAAUCCACAGGCUCCCCAACGAGGAGUAAGCUGGGAGGAGCCUCUGGCGGGUGUGGAUCCAACACCCUGCAGAAGAAACUGAAGGAGCUGGAGGAUGAGAACCUGUCUCUACGUUCAGAGGCGUGUCAUCUGAAGUCUGAGACUGAGACCUAUGAGGAGAAGGAGCAGCAGCUGGUCAACGACUGUGUCAACGAACUCAGGUUGUCCAGUCUCCAGAUCUCUGUCAUAGCGGAGGAGCUGGCUCGUAAGACCGAGGACGCGGCCAGACAGCAGGAGGAGGUCACGCACCUGCUCUCCCAGAUUGUGGACCUGCAGAAGAAGGCCAAAUCUGUUGCAGUGGAGAAUGAGGAGCUUGCUCAGCAUCUGGGGGCAGCUAAGGAUGCCCAGAGACAGCUCACAGCAGAGCUUCAGGAGCUGGAGGAGAAGUACUCAGAGUGCAUCGAGAUGCUUCAUGAGGCUCAGGAGGAGCUGAAGAACCUGAGGAACAGGAACUACCCUGCAGGGACCCCCCGUCGCUUCCACCCCUUGGGCCUCUACCCUAUGGACUCUCUAGCUGCUGAGAUUGAGGGGACCAUGAGGAAGGAACUGAGUAUGGAGGAUCCGGACUGCGAGGAGCAGAAGGUCCACCGAAAGCGUGUGUUUGAGACGGUGAAGAACAUCAACCAGACAGUCAGACAGCGUUCACCAAUCCCGUCCAACGCCAACAUCCCAGGGUCCAAUCAGUCGCUGUCGUCUCGCACCUCCCCCCAUUCCAGCGGCGCGGCCACGCCCAGCCUUUAUGGCGGUGACAUCAGCGGCAACGGCGUUGCACUCGACAACCGCACCCAGAGCAUGCUGAUGGAAACGUCAUCCACCCAGAACAGUGUGGACGGCCGUGACAAGAAGGCCAGCGUGGAGGACCUCAGGCUGGCCCUGCGCAGGCUGUCGCUGCGUCGCCAGAACAACCUGAGCGAGAGGCGCUUCUUCGAGGAGGACCGGGUGCGGAGGAGAGGGGGAGGCGUGCCGGAGGGGGGGCAUGGGGGGGCCAUGACCCCCUCAGACAGCAUCAUGUCCCUGGGUGGUCUCCACCUCUGGGCCUCCCGCCCCUACCUCCCCGACAAGCUGCAGAUCGUCAAACCCCUGGAAGGCUCUGCCACCCUCCACCACUGGCAGCAGUUGGCCCAGCCUCACCUGGGCGUGAUCCUGGACGCCCGGCCAGGGGUGCUGCCUAAGGGCUACAGGCCUCUGGAGCUGGAACAGGUGUGUGUGUACCCAUGGGGGGGCUUUGAGGAUGAUGAACCAGGAGAGCAGUACUUCCAGAGUCUGCCCACGUCCUCUGCCACCUCCUCCCCCGCUCUGCCCUCCAUCACCCCCAACCCUGCCCCACCUGCCAGCCAAGGACCCUCCUCCCCAUCCUCACCCUCACCCCACCUCAGCAACACAGACCCCCUUGUGGUGUACUAUCCUGGGAAGUGCAUGGCCCACACUAGCUCUACCUACACCUUCACCACCUGCAGGAUCCUUCAUCCUACUGAUGAGCUGACACGCGUCACUCCCAGUCUGAACUCUGGCCUGACCACAUCAUCCUGUGUGAUGACCAGUGCUCUGCUGACCACCCCUGCUGUCACGCCCUGCACCCCUCGCCGGCUCAGUCUCAGACCCUCUGAAUCGUCCACUAACCUCAGGGAUGCUACACGCACAACCAGCACCUCUCUGGGGUUAGUGCGCCUCCUACAGGAGAGGGGCAUCUCUGCAGCCAUGUACCAUCAGACACAACCAUGGGACCAUGGCCAAGGCAGCCUGUUCAGCACCUCCGUCGCCCCCAACUUCCCCCGCGGCCCCCUGCCCAACCCCGUGCGCCCCUCGACCCCACCAAACUCUCCCACCAGCCAGAGGGGCUCCGCUCUGCCUCCCGGCAGCACGGCGGAGACCACCCUGGGCUUUGACUUCAAGAGCCCCUCCUAUGACAACUUCCUGGCGUCCAAGCCGGCCCGUUCCAUCCUGAAAGAGGUGACGGGGGGGAGGCGAAGCCGGCAGAGGGGGAGGGACUGCGAGAGUCAGACGGACGUGAGCGUGACCGUCCACAACCUCAACCUGGUUGACAAGGUGAAGCGGCUGGGGGUGGGUGGGAGUCCGGGGGCCAGGGCUGGGAUCCCGAGUCCCAUCAUGGGGCCCCUGGGGGGGCUGAGGAGACCUGGCUCCCCCUUCGGGGAGGGGAUGAGGAGGAACAGGAGCUACCCGGCCAUGGUGGGGGCCAGUAUGGCCAUGAAGGGCCCCGGGCCCCAGGAGGACUCUGAGCUGCUGUUAGCCUCUAGGAUGCCAAAGCAGAGCAGCCUUAAGUAGGGCAAGGGCCAAGAGACAACAGUUAGUAACUGCUGUUUAUGAUCUGGUACUGGUUACUGGCUUCUCUUCCAUUACUGAUAAAGUACACCUAGGUGUAAUGGCCCAACGGUUACACCCAUAUUGCUGCUACCAACUGUUACUCCCUUUACUUACCCUACUGUAACUUUCUGGAGACCCAGACUCUACUGGCUACAUGUAGUAUCCACCCCAUCUCACUAGGUGACUUGCGUAGAAUUUCUAGGAACACAUGCCUUUCUGUCUAAGUAAUAAUGAGCUGUGAGAUGUUUUGGGGUACAUGCAUUACCAAUGUUUAGGGUAAACACACUUUUUUUUUUUUUUACCAAAAAACUGUGUGUGAAGUAUAUAGAUAAUCAAUGAUCCUGUAUUGCUCUAGACUUGUUCUCUCUCUUUCUCUCCCACUACAUCUUUCUCUCAUUCCUCUUCCCUCUCUCUUUUUUCCCCACUCCUUUUUUCUCUCGCCCUCUAUCUUUUUCUCCCUCUCUCUUGUUUUCACUCACUCUCCGUCUCACUUUCUCUCCCUCUCUCAAUCUGUCCCCUUUAAAUGGAACGUCACUUUAAAAACACAUUUUU
Messenger RNA from Osmerus eperlanus (European smelt), 3006 nucleotides. RefSeq names its product trafficking protein, kinesin binding 1b (gene trak1b). Lineage: Eukaryota; Metazoa; Chordata; Actinopteri; Osmeriformes; Osmeridae. Gene Ontology annotation, cellular component: dendrite; cytoplasmic vesicle; mitochondrion. The record is from RefSeq and is a predicted model, not a curated record. Gene Ontology annotation, molecular function: GABA receptor binding; myosin binding. The coding region runs from base 1 to 2415 and encodes 804 amino acids. Gene Ontology annotation, biological process: endosome to lysosome transport; protein targeting; neurogenesis. The transcript has 15 exons.